Molecule: messenger RNA, 1727 nt
Organism: Actinia tenebrosa (Australian red waratah sea anemone)
Lineage: Eukaryota; Metazoa; Cnidaria; Anthozoa; Actiniaria; Actiniidae
Product: WD repeat-containing protein 5
Cellular component (GO): Set1C/COMPASS complex
Molecular function (GO): histone binding
Source: RefSeq, a predicted model, not a curated record
UAGUUUAUUCACGUGUCGAACAAUAUCUUUCAGUUUAUCGUUGUAUUUUCUUCCUUUUUUCACUGUUUUUCAUUCCUAAAGAUUUAAAGAAGGAAGCAACUGUAAGUUAACUGUUUGAAUUUCAUGGCAUCGCCUGGAAAUACGGUGAAAAGUGAGCCACAAUCGGCUUCAAACAGUAGCAUUAAUGAGAAAAGUAAAGCUUUGACUUCACAUCAACCUAUGAAUACUACAUCAACUGUCCCUGCAUCAGCUGCUUCAGUUAAGAAACCCAACUAUCAACUCAAAUACACAUUGUCAGGACAUAACAAAGCUAUAUCAUCUGUCAAGUUCAGUCCUAAUGGAGAAUGGCUUGCCAGCUCUUCUGCUGACAAGCUUAUCAAGAUUUGGGGAGCAUACGAUGGAAAGUUUGAGAAAACCAUUUCUGGACACAAACUGGGUAUUUCAGAUGUUGCUUGGUCUUCUGAUUCAAGACUCCUGGUCUCUGCAUCUGAUGAUAAAACAUUAAAGAUCUGGGAUUUUUCUACUGGCAAAUGUCUCAAGACUUUGAAAGGUCACAGUAAUUACGUUUUCUGCUGUAAUUUUAAUCCUCAGUCCAACCUUAUCGUUAGUGGUUCAUUUGAUGAGAGUGUCCGUAUCUGGGACGUAAAGACUGGCAAGUGUCUCAAGACAUUACCUGCCCAUUCAGAUCCUGUUACAGCAGUUCACUUCAACAGAGACGGUGCAUUGAUUGUAUCCAGUAGCUACGAUGGGCUGUGUCGAAUCUGGGAUACUACUUCUGGACAGUGUUUGAAAACUCUUAUUGAUGAUGACAAUCCGCCUGUGUCAUUUGUCAAGUUUUCACCAAAUGGCAAAUAUAUUUUGGCCGCUACUUUAGACAAUACAUUAAAACUUUGGGAUUAUAGCAAAGGAAAGUGCUUGAAGACCUAUACUGGACACAAGAAUGAAAAGUAUUGUAUAUUUGGAAAUUUCUCAGUGACUGGAGGAAAGUGGAUUGUUUCUGGCUCAGAAGACAACAUGGUUUACAUAUGGAACCUCCAGUCAAAAGAAGUUGCACAGAAGUUAGAGGGUCAUAUAGAUGUUGUCCUUUGCUGUGCUUGCCACCCAACAGAAAAUAUAAUCGCUUCUGGUGCCUUAGAGAAUGAUAAAACAAUCAAGAUCUGGAAGUCAGACACAUAACCAUAACGACACAGAGAAUAGCUUUGUAACCUUUUCCAUUACCUUCCACAUACCCAAUGUACAAAGAUGAAUAUAAGCCUACAGACAUAACCACAUGCAAGAGUGGAUACAGCCAAGAAUACUCACAUGUAGUAUUUUGUACAGUAAAAGAUUAAGCCUCAGUUUUCAACUAGUUUUAUUUAAACAAAGUUAAGAAGUCCAGAUGAUAUUCUAUACAUUCUAUCUAUUGUAUCAAUUGGCUAUUUUAAUUGUGCUGUUGUUAGGCAGUGCAUUUAUAUAUCAGAGUUUAUACUUUUCGUCAAGCUAAAGUCAGCUAUUGUCAUCACAACACUAUACUCUAAGCUCACUUAUUAAAUACUGAUGUGUACUAUAAAUAAUGUGUGAGACUAAAAGGGCAAAAGGUAUGACCACCAUGUUGGUUGAUGAACAAGAUGUAGUGAAUCAAUUAAGACGGUAGCUAAUAAUAUUGUUUGUAGGCCACUUUAAUCUUUAUGGCAAAUUAUGUGUACUUCAAAUUAUGAAUAAAUUAAUGCAAUCUUUUUAAACUCAAA